Messenger RNA from Suricata suricatta (meerkat), 1732 nucleotides. RefSeq lists its product as uncharacterized. NCBI's taxonomy places the organism in Eukaryota, Metazoa, Chordata, Mammalia, Carnivora, Herpestidae. The transcript is spliced from 6 exons. The record is from RefSeq and is a predicted model, not a curated record. The coding region runs from base 320 to 988 and encodes 222 amino acids.
CCUUCCACCCUUCCUCAAAACCCGCCCCCAUCCCUCGGCACGCCUCCUCCUUCUGGCCCCACCCGGAGCCCGGACCUGUUCCGUCUGCGCAUGCGCCUCACCUCCCCGCCCUUCGUUAGUAAAUCGGCCAGGCUCUCAGCUCGUGCGCCCUUUCAGGCAGUUGCGGCCUCGCGGCCCCCACCACACCCGCGCGCCCGGGCUGGUGGGGCCAGAGGUGAAGUGGCAGUUGAGGGAACGUUGGUGACCGCUGAGGGCACGUGAGGUGUUGGUGCCUGGUAUUCCUCCAUCCCCGGUGUCGCCCACUCCCGCUUCCCUGGGGAUGCAUCGGCCGGCUCUUCUCCCCGCGUCUUGGUGCAGCGGAGCUCUGGACCUGGGACUUGCUGUGUACAAGGUGGAAUCGUGGGCCCUGGAGCUGACACCAGUAUCCAAAGGUAGAGGUGUGUGUUCAACGUGGGGAUCCUGUUCUCUGGAGCUGACGCCAGUCUUCAAAGGUGCAGGCAUGUGUGCAAGACGUCUGCUGCAGCUGUGCUUGGCGGAAUCAGGAUUUGCCACUCAGAUAACCACCAGUUGGGAAGCAAAAGUAAGCUUCUCCUCCAAUGUGACCGUGAUCCCUGCUGCUCCACCAAAGGAAGAGGCCCUGGAGGAAGGUGUCACUUAUAAGAAACCAUUAAGGGUAUCUCCGUCAAUCCAUUACACGGUGACCUCACUCCAGCGAACACGUGCUCAGUAUUGCAGUGCCUGGCAUUGGAAGCAAUACACUGUGAUCCAGACAUGGAUCCUGGAUGAAGACAUAACAGGUGAUGACGCUCACGGACGCCAGAUGACACACCACGUGGACGGUGUGUGGAACUCCGUGAACAGCCAUGCCGAGGAGAGGGAGAGAGGCGGCUGGAGAAGAGGGCAGGCUCGAGAGAGAACAGGGAUCACGGGAGAAUGCGGAGGAAAUGCUGUCCGGGGAGAUCAGGAGGAGCGAGUGAAUGAACCUUGACAAGGAGAGUCUCCAGGAAAGGUUCCUGCACUACCUGACACACCCAGUUCCUCCUCACUUACUUCACAGGACUGAUGGCCAUUGUUGUCAUCAUGAUCCAUCCCUUACACCACCCCCAGGGUCAGCACAGCUGACCCCAGUAACCGCCUGCCUCCAGCAAAUCCCCCAGGCUGCUCGCUGUGCGUCCGAAUCUCCAGCUGCCUGAGUCUGCAGGUGCCCAGGGCCCUGGGGACGGUGCCUGCUGGGAAUUUAGGAGACUCGCUCUAGGGCGUCCCUAGUUCAGACCAUCCCUGAUCCUUCAUUGCCAGGAUCUUGUUCUGUAAUCUAUAGGGAUGUCUUUUCCUGUCUGUAGUACAUACUCUUUCGUCAGUGUCCUUCCAGUUAAAAAAAACUGUCUUUCAGACGGACACAAAGAGUGAAAUACAAGUGAGAAGGUAGGCUACAUCGCAUUUCCUACUGGCCUUUUCAUGCUUUCUAUUAUGUUCUUAUACAAGAAAAGAAAUCGUACCUUUUUGUUUCAAAUUACCAUCAAUAUUCUUCAGUGACUAUUAAUGUUUUUCUUUUAAAAUGGAGACUGCACAUGUCUGAAGAUGUUUAUCCAGCAGUUAUACUUUGUGCUGAUAGGAGAAUAAUUUACAUUAUUUGGACACCUGGAAGUGUCACUCAUUUCAACGUCUGACUUCACUCAGAUGAUGAUCUCAGGGUUCCUGAGCUUGGGAUUAAAGUCCCUAUCUGUACUGACAA